CUCAUUCAAAAAAAAAAAAAUAAUAAAAUAAAAAAAAAUAAUAAUAAUAAACAAUCAUGUCUAAAGAAACAUAUGAAGAUACUGAAAAAAUACAAGAACCUGAUGAAAUGAAACUUGAACAAGAAAAUCAGGAACAAGGUCAUGGUGGUGAUACGGCUUUGGCAAAUGCACCUUGGAAAUUCAAGAUUAUAGCUCUUUCUACAGCACUUAUGUUUCCUGUUGGUUCUCAUUUCUCAGCAAGUGCUAUUAGUGCAAUGAAGGUUACUGUCAAAACGCAAUUGAACAUUGACAAUACGAGAUAUGGCGUUUUAUCUUCAGCUGUAGCUAUCAUUAAUACAAUCUUUCCUAUCGUAGGUGGUAUGUUUAUUGAUAUGUUUGGUUCCAUUUGGGGUACUUUGGCCGUCAACUUGAUUAUUAUUGUUGGAAGUCUUUUAACUGCCAUUGCUGCCAAAUACAAAUCGUUUGCUCUCAUGGUGGUAGGUCGUGUGGUGUUUGGCAUUGGUUCAGGUCUGAUUGUGACUAUGCAAGAAUCGCUUUUGUCUAAAUGGUUCCGUACACAACAUUUAUCUUUUGCCAUUGGUCUUCAACUUUCAAUCAGUCGUUUAUCUACUUUUUUGGGUACGUUGGUGUCGAAUCCUAUUUCUCAGGCUACAGGUGAUUGGGUAUGGCCCUUUUGGCUGGCUCUUUUCUUUUGUGUCUUCUCCAUCUUGAUGAAUCUUGUUUAUGCUGGUGUGGUGAAGCACUUGCGUGGCCAAGCGACCUUGACGAAAUCUGAACUCAAUAAACUCAAACAAAAGAAAACAUUUCAUUGGCGUUCCGUAUUCAAGUUCCCUCAUAUCUUUUGGUUGAUUAUCUUGAUUGAAUUUAUUUAUGCUGCUGUAUGGUCUGCUUUCCAAACCAUUGCUACUGAAUUGGUCCAAGUGCAUUUCGGUACAACCAGUGUCUUGGCAGGUUAUAAAGCAAGUGCAUCUCAAGUCGUUCCUAUUGUGGCUACUCCUUUGCUUGGUCUCUUUAUGGAUUUCUACGGUUUUCGAGUAGUGAUUCUUUUGAUAUCGGCUAUAUUUUUAUUACUAUCAUCUGGUUUACUUGGUUGGACAUAUGUGGAUGCCGUGGUUGGUAUGGUAUUCUAUUCUAUCUCGUUGGCUUUUGGUCCUAUUGCUAUGAUCACAUCGAUUGGUAUGUUACUUCCUUCGGAUUAUAUAGGUACUGGGUUAGGGAUCUAUAAAAGUUCAAACAACAUUGGUACGUCUAUCUUGGAUAUCGUCGUAGGUGUCAUCCAGGACAAUACUGCAAAACAAGCAUAUACUGGCGUCAUGCUUUUAUUUAUGGUUUUGGCUGCUAUAGGUUUUGUCUUGAUCAUCGGUUUAUGGGCUGUUCAAAAAUGGAAAUACAACAAUCUUUUGGAAUGCACAAAAGCUAAACGUUUGGAUCGUAUGAAGGAUAUCAAUGAUAAGGAAUUGGAAUUGACAAGACAAGGACUCGACGCUUAUUCCAACACACCUGUUGUCAAACUCAACUAUUUGUAUGUUGGUACUUUCCUUUCUGCUCUUUUGGUGGCCUGGGUUUUGUUCUUUGUUUACGCUGUCAAUCGUCAUAUUGCUCUUUAGUCCCUCUCUCUCUCUUUUUUUUUUUUUAUUUU
Halteromyces radiatus is the source of this 1639-nucleotide messenger RNA. RefSeq names its product major facilitator superfamily domain-containing protein. NCBI's taxonomy places the organism in Eukaryota, Fungi, Mucoromycota, Mucoromycetes, Mucorales, Cunninghamellaceae. Bases 57 to 1607 code for a protein of 516 amino acids. Gene Ontology annotation, biological process: transmembrane transport. Gene Ontology annotation, molecular function: transmembrane transporter activity. The record is from RefSeq and is a predicted model, not a curated record. The transcript is spliced from 2 exons.